Messenger RNA from Prorocentrum cordatum, 501 nucleotides. NCBI's taxonomy places the organism in Eukaryota, Dinophyceae, Prorocentrales, Prorocentraceae. The record is from the annotation of a GenBank genome assembly.
AUGAGCUCGGGGAGAAGCCGUGGGGCCCAGGGGUUCUGUCCAUCCCCGACCAUUGGCCGCACGUGCGGGAAGUGGGAGGAGCAGUGGACCGAGCGCUCGCUGCGGAUGACGCCCGAAGAGCGCGAGCUGGAGCAGACCGAUUGGCAGGCAAAGAUCGACGAUAUCACCAAGAAGAAGGCGGCCGUCGGGAUCUGCGCGAACAAGACGGCGCCGAUGACCAUGAACGAGUGCGUCAGCUACAAGUCGAGGGAGUACCCAAAGUACCACAAGCAGCUGAACGAUGCGUACAAGGAGAAGCGCGCGGCCUACGAUGCCGCGGGCAAGUUCGAGGUGGUCGGGCACGAGGUGCCCGCGCCGUCCAGCCCGGCCGCCGCGUCGGGCGGCGUGGGCGCCGCGGCCCUCGGCGUCGCGGGCGCCGUCGCGCUUGCCGCCCUCGCGCGCAGGAGGAGAGGACCCACUCCCCGCUGGCGGAGCCGGGGGGUGACAUCGACGCAGAGCUGA